Molecule: messenger RNA, 4241 nt
Organism: Tympanuchus pallidicinctus (lesser prairie-chicken)
Lineage: Eukaryota; Metazoa; Chordata; Aves; Galliformes; Phasianidae
Product: complement C1q and tumor necrosis factor-related protein 9A-like
Exons: 4
Coding region: 2812-3834 (340 amino acids)
Molecular function (GO): protein binding
Source: RefSeq, a predicted model, not a curated record
AAAACAUAUCACACCAUCUUCUGUUGGUUUCUAGUGACAACUUCAGUACUUCCCAGUACGAAUUCAUUUUAGCAAACUGCUGAACCCAGUUGUGGGGCUGAACUCUUCUUUGUUCAUGCAGAAACCAUCCUUAUUAAGACCCCAGAUAUACGCAUCCACUGUCAUUGUACUUCACCUUGUCCUAGCAGCCUGUUCUCCAGUACCCUUGGAAGUAAGUGCAAAUGCAGCUGCUCUAUUAAUAAAACUGUAGCAAACAGAGGGUGGUGAUUUAAGUUCUGUGGUUUAGGUGAGGAGGUUUAUAUUCUGUUUUCUUUGGAAAAUACCCAAAUCCCAGGAAAAGGAUUCACCCAAAGGGCGUGCUGUGUAAAUGCGUGUGGUUCAGCUUGCUGCCCUGGCUAGUGGAGAACAGUCUUUUGUAUCUCAUCAUUGUGAUGCAGCAAGGACCACAUCUGAAUGGCAUGCACAUGUCCUUCCUGCUCAAGGCCAUGUUAAAAAACGGUUUCACCGAGACACAAUAGUUUUAACAAAAUAAUCUGAUUUCCUGAAAUCUUUUCAUGAAAAACGUUUUUCUGAACUCAGAAGAUAGCAAAUUAGUUGGGCUUGCUGACUUAUCCCUUUCCUUUCAAUGUUCAAUCUUUUAUAUCUAGUUCUUGCUUCACUUCAGAGCUGGCAAUUUCCAGGCCUCCACGUGCCACUGCUGGACAAGGUUUGUGUUGAACGCUCAGGGAUCGAAGCAAAAUACAUAAUGUGAGCACAGAGUGAGGCUGUGGAUGGCUGAGAAACAUACUUUCUGCAAACCGUGGAGUACAAUGUCAUGGUCAGUAGGCUUCCUGAAGAGGAUGUCCCUCAGAAGUCUCUAACAACUGAAAUCUGGCCAUGGUGACCUCAUUUGUGCACUUUAUUUAAUGUUUUGACAUUCAGGCCCAAUUCCGUAGGGAGUUGCUUAGCACUGUCUUUUAAGUUCUUCAAGAGCUGAUCUAUCAGGUGAAGCUUUUCGUUUUAUGACUUUGGAGAUACCCAGUCAUACAGUUGGAUAUAUAAUAACUAUAUAUCCCAUGAUCACUACUGUCAUGUUCAGCCUCGACAAAGGUAAUUAUCAAAGUAAUCAAUCAAAAAAAAACCAUACAUGCAUUUCCUGCCACUCAGGUGCAGCAUUGAUAAGAACGAAUGAUGACCUUUUGCUUCUGCACAACUACUUCCGAGCCAUCUUUUCUGUGACAAGGAAUGCUAGAAAACAGCUGAUGGAAACUUUUGUCCUUCUUGGUUCUGUGUUCAAUAAAACCAACAAAAAGGCAUCAAAUUGGAUUAAUAGUGUUGGUCUAAGGGGUGAAGAGAAAAGCAUUGUUUGUAGUGGCUCUCAUUUCUUCACAUUAGCAUAGCAAAUAGGUUAAUUUGGCUGCAGAGAUGGGAUUGUUCAGUCUGGAGAAGAGGAGGCUUAGUGGACACCAUACUGCUCUCUACAACUGCCGGAAGGGAGGUUGUAGGAAGGUGGGAGUCAGCCUCUUCUCUCAUGCAAGCAGUGACAGGACUAGAAGGAAUGGCCUCAAAUUGCACCAUGGGAGAUUCAGGUUGGACAUUAGGAAAUACUACUUCUCCAGUAGAGUGGUCAGGCUGGAAUAGGCUGCCAGGGAGGUGUUAGGGGAACAUUCAGAUGUUGUGUUGAGGAACACAGUUUAGUGAGAACUAUUGGUGAUAGGUGGAUGCUUGGGCUGGACGAUCUUGUAGGACUUUUCCAACCUUGGUGAUUCAAUGAUUCUAUGAUUCAAGGAGAGCAGCUAAUUGCUGCACAGUGCCCUUUUUCUCACCAUAAAGCUUGUAAUAUUUUUUAUUACCACGGGGUGGGGGUGAAGAUCUUAGUGAAAACCAUUCACUGCUCAGCUGUGCUCUGGAUUUUUAAAAGGUUGUUCAAUGGACAGACCAGGUUCGUCAGCUGUUUGCAGUGCAGGAACCACCCCGGACACAAGGUUUUCAAUCACUUGCAGCAACCAGGGUGAACUGAGGCCACUUCUUAUAUCAUUAACUCCUUUUACUAAUGGUUUUCACUCUUCACUGUUCAUGAUCAGCAUUUGUGGAGCUGAUGAUACACUGAGUUGCUUUCCUGCUAGUCCUCAGAGAGCAGCAGUUUCAGUAAUGUCAAUAAGAUGCACUGAAGCAUCAAGUUAUGGCUUCUUCAAAUUUGGGUCAUAAACUCAGAGGUGCUGUAACUAUGACCCACCCUUCAAACAGCAAUGGAGAGCUUGCUAACUACACGUGAAAAGCUCUGCCAUCCAAUUUCUUUACUUAACUCAGCCCUGUUACUUCUUUUCCAUAAUCACCUAACAUUGGUGAUGUCACAUUCACGGUUUUAAUUUUGUUGUAAUUUCUAUAUUCUUUUUGUCCCCACUUCCAUCAUAAACUGCUAACUGACCUUUGUAAGUUUCCUUUGCUAAAAUAACGCCAUGGGACCUGUGUUCUGUCCUACAAACUUAAAUAACACAUUUGUAUAAUGGAACAGGCAUAUCAAAGCUUUAUUGAUUCAUCCUAACAAUUUUAUUUCACAUAACCGUGGCAAAAGCUGAAGUACAGAGCACUUCAGCUUACUAUUGGAAUUAACAGAGAGAUUCCAGUUUAGCUCUGUUUUAAUUAUUGAACAGCUCUCAAAAUGAAAUCACUGACCUUUGAGAAUUCAGUGACCAAACAAGUGCUUGUCCUCAAGGCACAUAUCUGGAGCCUGCAUUCCCUUACGGGAAGCUUUUAUGUAAUACUGAAAGAUGCCCAAGAACAUUGCAAGUACAAAGUGAAUGAGCCAAGAUCGUUUAACCUUUCUAAAGAAUGAAAAGCUGGAUUAUACUGCUGGCUAUCGCAGUCAGCACAGAAGAAGCACAAAAGCAGGAUAUCUGUACCCAAGCAUAUCCUGGCAUUCCGGGCAAUCCUGGGCACAAUGGCAUACCUGGUCGUGACGGACGUGAUGGCUCAAAAGGCGACAAGGGAGACACAGGGGAAGCAGGACUUCCUGGCACUCCAGGGAAAGAUGGUGCAAAUGGAGAAAAAGGACAAAAAGGAGCCAAUGGAACUGUUGAAGAGAAGGGGAACAAAGGAGAUAAAGGAGAAAGAGGACGACCUGGGAAACUAGGACCAAAAGGAAUUAUAGGGUCAGUGGGUUACAAAGGUCAGAAGGGAGAGCUGGGACUGCAAGGACAAAAGGGGUUAAAAGGAGACAUUGGGCCCAUAGGUCCAAAAGGGACAAAGGGUGAAAUUGGACAUCCUGGAAUAAUUGGUUUGCCAGGGCCAGUUGGCCCUAUUGGUAAUCCGGGUCCUAAAGGUAAUACUGGAGAUCUGGGGCCACCGGGCAGUCCAGGAAUUCAGGGGGAGAGAGGCCUGAAAGGAGACAGAGGAGACAAGGGAAACACAGGUGCCCCAGCAGUUCUGCCAAGGAGUGCUUUCAGUGUAGGCCUUACAGCUGCCACCAAGUUUCCUCCCCACAGUCACCCAAUCAAGUUCGACAAGGUGCUUUAUAAUGGCCUAAGUGACUAUAAUCCAGUUACCGGCAAAUUCACCUGCAAAUUCUCUGGUGUUUACUAUUUCACCUACCAUAUCACUGUCUACUCGAGGAAUGUCCGAGUAGCUCUAGUCAAAAACGGGAUCAAGAUGUUGCACACCAUGGAUGGAUACCAGGGUGCUGAGGACCAGGCGUCGGGAGCUGCCAUCCUUCAGCUACGGGCAGGAGAUGAGGUGUGGCUGCAGGCUCACCGAGGAGAGAGCUUCAAUGGGCUGUUUGCAGAUGCUGAUGAUGAUACCACCUUCACUGGGUUCCUCCUGUUCAGCACCUCUGAGAUGCCGGAACUCACAGCAUGAAGCCACGCUGUUAAUCUGUGACUUGAGUGAAUUGUUGUCUGAUUUCUGCUCACCCAAAUCUUACUGUUCAAAGAGGUGGAGGUUCUUUAUGAAACUCAUGGAAUCAUAGAGUGGCCUGGGUUGAAAAUGACUACAAUGAUCAUUUAUUUCCAACCCUCCUGCUAUAUUGCAGGGUUGUCAACCACCAGACCGGGCUGCCCAGAGCCACAUCCAGCCUGCAAGCAAACUCGAUGCUGGUUUACUUAGUACUUUUCCUUGCUUUUCUUUUCUUUCUUUUUUUUUUUUUUUAGAGAUUAAUCCUUAUUUUAUUUCAUGUCUCAUGUUUUGUUUGUUCCAUCCAUUAAUACCAUAUGCCUGUGUCCCUCAGUACACCCCAAUAAAGUUUCCGCUGGCCAAUUCCAUCUGAA